Molecule: messenger RNA, 1602 nt
Organism: Penicillium pulvis
Lineage: Eukaryota; Fungi; Ascomycota; Eurotiomycetes; Eurotiales; Aspergillaceae
Gene: sxa2
Product: putative pheromone processing carboxypeptidase (Sxa2)
Exons: 3
Coding region: 1-1602 (533 amino acids)
Biological process (GO): proteolysis
Molecular function (GO): serine-type carboxypeptidase activity
Source: RefSeq, a predicted model, not a curated record
AUGCAGAUCAAACCACUUCUGACAUCGGCUCUCGUAGCCUUGUCAUUAGGCGCCGAUACUGUUGUCGCGUCCAAACAUGGCCGCUUCGCACAGCUGUCUCGUGCCCCAAUGGAGAAGGCCAAAAGGGCUGUCCAGGCAACCGUGGAACAUGUGGCCCGAUCCGCCAAAAAGUUUCGCUUCUUGAGCAGCAAGUCUAAGCCAUACAUGGUUGACAGUCUUCCCGAGGUCAACUUCGAUAUUGGUGAGAUGUACUCGGGCUUGGUGCCAAUUGAGAAGGAUGAUCCCGAACGUGCACUGUUCUGGAUUUUCCAGCCCACAAUUGGUGAACCUGUUGAUGAGAUCACGAUCUGGCUGAAUGGCGGUCCUGGCUGCAGUUCCAUGGAAGGCUUUUUGCAGGAGAAUGGUCGUUUCGUCUGGCCGCCCGGUACCUAUGCUCCCGUCGAGAACGAGUAUUCCUGGGUGAACCUGACCAACAUGCUAUGGGUUGACCAACCAGUCGGAACUGGGUUCUCCACCGGCACACCGACAGCUAAGUCCGAGGAAGAAAUUGCCCAAGACUUUGUCAAGUUCUUCAAGAACUGGCAGGAGAUCUUCGGAAUCAAGAACUACAAGAUCUACGUCACCGGCGAGAGUUACGCUGGUCGCUACGUGCCGUACAUCUCGGCCGCCAUCCUAGACGAGAAGAACAAGGAACACUUCGACUUGCACGGUGCCUUGGCUUAUGACCCCUGCAUUGGCCAAUUCGACUGGGUUCAAGAGGAAGCUCCAGCUGUGCCCCUCGUGCAAGCCAACGCAAACCUAUUCGGUUUCAACGACACUUUCAUGGCCGAGCUUGAUAGACUGCACAAGAAGUGUGGGUACGCAGAUUUCAUCGACAAGUACUUGACCUUCCCCCCACCCGAGCACCAGCCACCGAAGUUCUUCAACUACACCGCCGAUGCCGAUUGCGACCUCUUCGACCUGAUCUACGAAGAAGCAUUCGCGGUUAACCCCUGUUUCGAUCUGUACGAGAUCCCAACCAUGUGCCCCCUCUUGUGGGAUGUGCUAGCAUUCCCCGGCUCCCUCGGAUACCUUCCCGAAGGAGCAGAGGUCUACUUCGACCGCGCAGAUGUCAAGAAGGCCCUCCACGCCCCCAACAUUACCUGGUCAGAGUGCUCCGAUGAAUCUGUCUUCGUGGGCGGCGGAGCCGGACCCGAGCAAGAGGGAGAUAUCUCCGCAAACCCGAUCGAGAAGGUCUUGCCGCAGGUUAUCGAAGCGACUAACCGCGUCCUUAUCGCCAACGGUGACUUCGACAUGGUUAUCAUCACGAACGGAACCCUCCUCUCUAUCCAGAACAUGACCUGGAACGGUCAACUUGGCUUCCAGAAGAAACCCGAGACCCCUGUCAACAUCAAGUUGACUGAUCUACAGUACGCGAGUGUUUUCGCUGAGAACGGUAUGACCGGUCUUGAUGGUGCUCAGGGUAUUAUGGGUAUUCAGCAUCAUGAGCGUGGUUUGAUGUGGGUUGAGACUUUCCAGUCUGGUCAUAUGGAGCCUCAAUACCAGCCUCGCUCGUCUUACCGUCACCUCCAGUGGCUGCUUGGCCACACCGAGGAGAUUUAG